AUCGCUGUGCCCAUCGUCGACUUCGGCUCUUCGUCGUCGCCUCCGACAUGCCGUCGUCGUCUUUGUCGUCAUCAUCGGCCGCGAGGAGCGCGAAGUGAUGCAGCAUCAAAGGUUCGACUCGCCCGCCCGCGAGUCUCUCUUCGUCGUCAAGCCGGCCGACACUCGGACAUCGUCGCGUAGAUAUGGUGACCGAGAGUGACUGCAGCGGCGACCUGCAGCUAUGGGUGCAUUGCUCGCGAGCCGUGCUCGUGCUCAAUGGAUCCAUGAGUUGCCGGGGUUCGCUGCAGUCGUCUUGGACAUGAACGUCGCCGCCACGCAAGCCGAGCAAGGCGUGCAACGGGUGGAGGAUGCUGCAUCGCGCAAGCGGCGCAGGCUCAACCUCACCGUCCACUUCGAGCUCUCCGCCGCCAAGCUGACUCGCCGGAGGUCGUCGCGGAGUGGACACACGUCGAGGUGUACGAUGUUGAGCGCGUGUCAAGUCGAGGUGGUUCUACACACAAGCGUGUGUCACGCCCAAGACUUGACCUGUGACCGUCGCGAUCAUCUCGCAGUGCUUCACUCCGCCAUGCAAGCCGGUCGAGAGCAGCGAGGAGAGGAAGACGCGACGUCGCUGACGCGCCGAAUACGACGACAACGAGCGCUCUUCGACCGCCGAGCCGUCUGCUUCAGGACGUCAGUUUGCGCUGCUUGUCUGCGAUGGCUGCAUCUCGACAGAGACGAACGAGCACGAGCCGAGACCGUGUUCGCCUCAUCUCUGUCGGGUUGUAGCUCAUUGCAGACCUCUCGGGCAAGCUCAUCGCCGUCAAGCAGGCCGACUGCCAGCAACACAAGACCGGCUCCUCGACGUCGCUGCGCCUGUACGAGAGCCACUAGACGCAUGCGGCCGUCGAACUUUGGUGCAGACUCGGUAGACCAGCGCUUGGCCGCCUAGCAGUCACGUUUUCACGUGGCUGCUGAGCGCCCAGCCGUUGCUUCUUCCGGUUCUGAGCCACUCUUCGUCGGUGUCAUGCGUGGAGCGGCCGCUGUGGACAGGCGCUGCUACGAUCGCCUUCAUCGAGUCCUCGCUCAUCGACUCGACGCUGUGCAUCGCUCUGGAGCUCGCUAUCGCCCGGCGCUGCUCCGGCUGAGAUUGACUUCGUCCUCCCAUUCGAGGACCACGCAAGCGUCGCCACGUCGGCGUUUGCUUUUUCCUCGGGAUGAGAGUUUGUCUUCAAUCUCCGCCGGCGCGACGCCA
This is a messenger RNA of Tilletiopsis washingtonensis, 1234 nucleotides long. RefSeq lists its product as hypothetical. NCBI's taxonomy places the organism in Eukaryota, Fungi, Basidiomycota, Exobasidiomycetes, Entylomatales. The transcript is spliced from 4 exons. The record is from RefSeq and is a predicted model, not a curated record. The coding region runs from base 221 to 931 and encodes 236 amino acids.